AUGAAUGUGAACACAAACAAUAAUUUCCCCAAGAAUGUGAGCCACAUUUAUGAUGGAGACAGGUUCGAAGACCUGGAGAUUGAAAAUUCCGAGGAUGUUUUGCUUGGAAUCGACGACAUUCUGGAGAACUACGAAAUAGAAAUUGUGAAUCCUCUGAGGAGUGACAAGAAACUUCUUGUUCUCGACGUAGAUUACACGCUGACUUGUUACGACGGAACUCCUCGGGAUUUCCUAGACGAGAUGUUGAAGAUUAUCUACGAGAAUUACGACAUCGUCCUGUGGUCAGCGAUGACCAGAGAAUUCGCGGAAAAUAGAAUCAAAUCACUGAAACUGCGCGGAAACCCGAAUUACAAAAUUGCGUUCUGUCUCGAGAGAGACGCUAUGGUUCCCGUCUUCAGUUGGAAGUUCGAUGAUUACGUAUACGUGAAGGCUCUGGAGUUGAUCUGGAAGAAGUUCCCGAGGUAUUCCGUCAAGAAUACAAUAAUAUUUGACGAUAAUUGGCGGAACUACGCCCUGAACAAGACGGCGGGGCUGAGUACGACGAGACAUCGAGAGGUUUCUUGUUCGAACGUCAGAAGUGAAUUGAUGAGAGUCGCUGAAUAUCUGACUUUGAUUUCGAAACUCAUCAAUCUGGAUAUAUUCGAUCAUAACCAUUGGAUGUCGAACCAAGUUAUGAUAAGCAAGCAGAAUAUCAAAUCGUUUGAGAGAGCCACCACCCUCGAAGAUGAGGUGACCAUGAGUGCUCUCUCCCCCGACCCUCACAUCACCCUCCACCUCCUCUCCUCCACCCCAAUCCCCGAGCUACCCUACCACGGAGGAGAGCGUCAAACCGGUCGAAGGAUCUCCAAAACCCUGACAUUCAUCGAGAAAGACAAGUCGAAGAAUGAAAUUUCUCUGCUCGACCUCGUCACCCCCGAGGUCUACACCGCCGAGAUGGCAAAAAAAACCGCAACAUGGGACAUCGAAGUUCUGAAUCCCCUGAGGGACGGAAAGAAGCUCCUCAUUCUCGAUCUCGGCUACACCCUCUGCGACCCCGACGUCCCGUCAUUUCCCUCCGUCAAAGCGAGACGUCCGCAUUUGUCCCAGUUGCUGACCCGAGCUUAUCGUCACUACGACAUCGUCAUCUGGUCCGACAUGACCAGAGAGGAUUCAUCGGAGGCUCUUCGAGAAAUGGGGAUAAUCGACGAUGAAAACUACAAAAUCGCUUUUCACCUGACCGUCCAGGAGAUGAUGAUAGUGACGACUUCGCAGUCCGGGUCUGUUCACCUGAAGCCUCUGGAGUUCGUCUGGGGAAAGUUCCCGAGAUUCUCGCCCAGAAAUACAGUUAUAAUCGACGACAACAAAUGGUACUUCGCACUUAAUCAUCAGUCCGGCUGCGAGGUGAUGCCGUACAAAGCGCGGAACGAACAGUUGGACGUGGAACUGGAGUUCCUGGCGAGUUAUCUUGAGUGGAUAGCAUUCUUCGAGAAUUUUCAGAAUCUCAAUCACAGGCAUUGGAGGUGUCCCAAGAAUGUACUGAUUGCGAAUAACAAGAGGAUUGUCGAUCAGAGACGACGGGUCGACAUCGAAUGGCACCUCAACAAACUCAAGUUCGUUAAUGUUCCUGGGGAUGUCACGGUUGGGGAACUCAAGUAUUUUAUUCAUGAUACCGUUGGAGUGGCGGUUGCCUGUCAAGUACUGCUUUUCAAUGUUCCUGUGGGGUAUAAGUACGAGGGGGGAAGGGUUUUAGAGAGAGAUGUGGGGGGCUCUGAGGCACGCGGCUGGAAGAAACUUUUGGAGAAAAAUCCGUGGAAUGGUAUGGGGUACGGGGAGGCUGGAGGAAAGGCACUUCCGAGAGAUUAA
Messenger RNA from Diachasma alloeum, 1842 nucleotides. RefSeq lists its product as uncharacterized. Lineage: Eukaryota; Metazoa; Arthropoda; Insecta; Hymenoptera; Braconidae. The transcript is spliced from 3 exons. Bases 1 to 1842 code for a protein of 613 amino acids. Gene Ontology annotation, molecular function: phosphoprotein phosphatase activity. The record is from RefSeq and is a predicted model, not a curated record.